This is a messenger RNA of Chelmon rostratus (copperband butterflyfish), 7279 nucleotides long. RefSeq names its product glucose-fructose oxidoreductase domain containing 1 (gene gfod1). The record is from RefSeq and is a predicted model, not a curated record. Gene Ontology annotation, molecular function: nucleotide binding. The transcript is spliced from 3 exons. Lineage: Eukaryota; Metazoa; Chordata; Actinopteri; Chaetodontiformes; Chaetodontidae. The coding region runs from base 534 to 1721 and encodes 395 amino acids.
GCUGCCGCCGCUGCGGGAUCCUCCGGGGAGCAGACACAAGGCGACGGCGGUGUUUCUGCCGGCAUGCCGUCAGGUGAAGCAGCUUCCUGGCUCUUAUUUGUUUCUUGUCGCUCCAUCUGAAGGGAGGGUCCUGCUGGAAAAGGAAGAACAAACCCCAGAAGGAGGUGACAUGCCCUUCACUGCUUGGCGCAGUCGGUGCGCCGAUCGCUGUCAGACUCGGACGAGGUGAAGACCGGAAUGGUGCAUUUAAAUCGGUCUUUUUAACGCCGAGGAAGCCUGGCUCGCUUUUCCGUCUGCUUUUGGAUUAUUUUCUAAGGAGGAUACUGACAUUACACACCCGAUCGCAGAGCCGGAGCGACGGGAAAAUGCAGCACGGCGGGUGUUUGACUGCAGGUGGAUGGCCAACCUGACGGUCCCAGCCGCCGCUUCCCUCCCGCUCAGCCGCCGCAGCAGCGGCAGGUCUGGCUUCAUCCGGAGCUGUGAAAACAAAGUGAGAACAGAGAGAACCGCAUCGGACAAAUAAAAGCCGAGCCAUGCUUCCAGGGGUCGGCGUGUUCGGCACCAGCCUGACCGCCAGGGUGAUCAUCCCGCUGCUGAAGAACGAGGGCUUCGCCGUCAAAGCGCUGUGGGGCCGGACGCAGGAGGAGGCGGAGGAGCUGGCCAAGGAGAUGAACGUGCCGUUUUACACCAACCGGAUCGACGACGUGCUGCUGCAUCAGGACGUGGAUCUGGUCUGCAUCAACCUGCCGCCGCCUCUGACGCGGCAGAUCGCAGUCAAAACACUGGGCAUUGGAAAGAACGUCAUCUGCGACCGGACAGCGACGCCCCUGGAUGCCUUCCGGAUGAUGUCAGCAGCCCAGUACUACCCCAAGUUGCUGAGCAUUAUGGGAAAUGUGCUGCGUUUCUUGCCAGCCUUCGUUCGGAUGAAGGAGUUGUUAGAAGAAGGGUACAUCGGGGAGCUUCUGGUCUGUGAGGCCCAGGUCCACAGCGGUAGCCUCCUGGGGAAGAAAUAUAACUGGAGCUGCGAUGACCUGAUGGGAGGUGGUGGUCUGCAUUCAGUGGGCAGUUACAUCAUCGACCUGCUUACGUUUUUGACUGGUCAGCGUGCAGCAAAGGUCCACGGCUUCCUCAAGACUUUCGUCAAACAAACAGAUCACAUCCGGGGCAUCCGCCAGAUCACCAGUGACGACUUCUGCACGUUCCAGAUGGUACUGGAGGGAGGCGCCUGCUGCACCGUCACGCUCAACUUCAACGUGCCUGGAGAGUUUCGGCAGGAGGUGAUCGUCGUGGGGACGGUCGGCAGGCUAACGGUCACGGGGACGGACCUGUACGGACAGAAGAACAGCGGGGGCGGAGGUAGCGGGGGAGGUCCUGAACUCCUGCUCAAAGACACCACGCCUCUUGAGAAGGCCUCCUUACCGGAGAAGGCCUUCAGUGACAUACCGUCGCCGUAUCUCACCGGAACGAUCCGCAUGAUCCAGGCUGUGCGGCAGGCCUUCCAGGAUCAAGACGACAGGAGGACGUGGGACGGGAAGCCUCUGACAAUGGCCGCUACCUUUGAGGACUGUCUUUACGCUCUUUGUGUGGUGGAUACCAUCAAGAAAUCCAACCAGUGUGGAGAGUGGCAGAACAUUGUGGUGAUGACGGAGGAACCAGAGAUCAGCCCGGCCUAUUUGAUCAGCGAGGCCAUGCGGCGGAGUAGGAUGUCACUCUACUGUUAACAUCCAGCUGAUGUGCUGACCCCUUUAAAAUGGCUGAACGCCAGUGUUACCAUAAAAAACUGGAGGUGGCACCGCAAAGGCCUUGUUGGAACUUUUUUCAUGCAGCUGCCGGGUUCAGUACUUUGAAGUCAUCACCGGUUCUUUGUAAUACUGUUAAUCUGUAUUGCUACUGUUACAGACACUAUGAUACAGAGAGUUAUGGUUUCCUGAUGCCCUGCCUCAGUGUUAGAGGUAAAAGCAAUGUGAUCAAUAAUCAAGCUUUUAUUUAUAAGGAAGCCUUCCUUGUUUUUUCCCUUGCUGCACCUGUAAAUCAAACUGAUUCAUACAACAGAAAGAGAUAUAGUCCAACAGUGGAGGCAGAUCAGGCAGUGAAACUAAAGCUACUGUGCUCUGCUUGACCAUAAUGGUAUUGAACCGAGCCUCUCAUCUCAGCCUCUCUCCUGUAUGACUGGUCUGGAAUACACUGUGGGUCCGAACGAGGACAGCCAAGGAAGAACGUCCUCUCAGUUUAAAACUGUGCCGAUGCGUUGUCGCUGAAGCACUGAUGAUCUGAAGUACUUGUUAGUUUUACCAAGUGAAUGUUUGAAAAAAUCAAUGUGCUUGAUAGCUUGAGUCCCUGUCUGCUCUAUAGGCUUCCUCUAUGUGUGUGAAAAAAGAGAAAAAAAAAGAAAUCAAUAGUUUGGCUGGUGGGUUUCUCAGAGGGGUUUACCCUCAGGUUUGUGUUUGCAAUAUAUUCAGGCUGUAGCCUGCAGCAGGGGUUCUUAUGUUUAUCUGUCAGCCUGGAGUAAAGGGUUAAAAUACACUAUGGUAUGCCUUUAUGCAGUUACAGUAGCUUGCAUCAGUUUGCUAGUUCUGUAUGAGUGGCCAGUACAGCAAUGCUUUGUUCUCCUCCUUAUUUAUUUCAUGCUUUCCUAUCGUCAUGAAGCAUGGCUAAGAAAUACAUAGAAUUGUGUGUGGUGUGUGCAUACCUGUACUGAGCCUUAAGUGUGGAUAGUAAUACAGUAUGCUGAGCAAUGUGGGGGUUUUAUCCUCAUAUUGCAGUCCCAUGGGUCGGCUUGCAUCAAGCUGCCAUGAUUUGGCAUUAAAGCCUGUUUUAUAAAGCUUCUUUAACGUGCACUGUGAGCUGCAGGUCUGUCAGGAUGCUUCACGCGCUGGUUCGGCUUAGACCCACACCUGCAGUAGGGCUGGACGCAUGCAGCCAAUUAACUGCACUGCACAGCACAGCCUGGCAGAUGGUGGAUGGUGUUUCUGUUAGAGGUGAUACAUGUUGGGCUGGUGUUAUUCUGUUUUUUUAAUGUCGGCAAAUCUCAUGAAAAGACGCAUUUAUCCAUCUCUCAAGACCUUUUGACUUUUUGGCACUCAGCCCCAAGCCCAUUGAUUCUUAUUGAAGAUGUGAAUUUUCAUGACGAAUAAAUACAACCGUUGCUCCAUAUCUGCUGGAUGUGUAAAUUGGCAAAUUGCUAACAUAUUAGCUUUAAAAAAAGGUAACAAAUAUAUAAAUAUAUAUAAAACCGCUGGGCAUCGUAGUAGUUAUCUUAUAUUAACAGUACUGAAUAGAGCAAUUUAUGGGGACUGUUUUCAGCUGUUGACUAACCCACAUGUUGUGCUCUAGCGGGAAGCAUAUAGAAUAUCACCACCCCUAAGUCAGAAUUGACAUGCAUUAUGUGGGAACUUCAGUGCAACAUGACUCCAGCCACUCAUUUUAAUUUACUCUCAGUCAAUCACUGAAGAAAGCAAAAACAAACCACCGGAAAGCAUUUGCAAAGUUUGCAAACGCAGUUCAACUUCAGGUUUGCCGUCGCUCAGUGCAGGUGAAAGAACUGACCUACAAGCCAAAAGAUUGAUUUUUUUCAUGCAACUCUGUUCUGUUCUUCUGUUCCCCUGUUUCAACUCCUCAAACUGUGCUGAAAUACUGUCUAUGUAACGACUACUGAAAAUGUACAUAUGGAAAUAUUAUAAAGCAGCAAAACGCGUUUGUUUAAAGAAUUAAACAAGUACUGUUUGUAUUUUAUUUGUAAAAACCAAGGAAGUGGAACAUGUUUGGAUACGUGUUCAUGUAUUUAUUCUUUGUUUUUGCUGUUGAAGUUUUGUGGACUGACCUGCAGCGUAUUUGGGAGGAUAACAGCAGGCCGAGGCCUUUAGCGUUAAGCUUCUUAUUGUUCCCUGUCUAUGAAUUAUUGACCAAAAUACUCCUCUUCGAACACUGCUCUGAAAAGCUUUAUGUUUGCUCUUAAGAGCCAUCAUAAAUCAUUACAGUCCUAAUCCAGCAUCCUCUGUCAUCCAGUGCAAACUCUGAUCAGCAGCUGCAACUGUCCACAGCUCAUAGCAUCAGUAACAGUAAUGUCGGACCCUUUUAUUGUUCAGUGUUGAUAGACAUGUGAAGGGAAUCUAAGGUGAGACCUUUGCAUUUAACAUUAGGUGAGAAAACAUGCAGCUGAUGGCUUCUGUUCACUUCUAUCAUUUGUGAGUGGACUGCUCUGUGUGUUAAACUGAAAGUGAAGAUAAUCUCCCUUAAACCCUGAGAAUGGUUCAGUCCACUGGUCUAAUACCUCGCUUUCCUCUGAAGAAAGAAGGUAUUUUGGUUUACAGGGUUACACAAAACAAACUGAAGGGUAGUCAUUCGUUUCCAGUAGCUUCACCACUACGAUCUGUUUCAUGCCAGUUAUUAGUUACAUUUACAUAUGCAGGUAAUCAAUUCUUGUAAACACCAAGUGAUUUAAUGCUAAUUACAGCUGAAAUACAGAUGAAGUUUUGAGAAUGUUUUUCAGUCAGGUUCAAUGAGCUGGGUUGACUUUAUUAUUGAUUUUCAGAUAAAGGUCCUAGAAAGAACUGCUCCAUUUCACCCCAAGUAAACAUGUUAUCAAUCAUUCACUUGGAAAAUGUAUUCUUGCUUUAUGAUGAAUUAUGUUUGUCGGUUGACAUUUUACAUGCAUGUUUGCAUGAUCAGACUCAAGGGUAGAAGUUGACAACUUUCCUUAUAAUUAAUACCAAAUUAGAGGGUUUUUUUCCAGAACUUCUGAAAUAAAUGGGAAUGUCUGGACUUAUAAUAUAUAGUACUGUUACCCUCUUUAUUACAUUUGGAAAUACAGCUAAAUAGAGAUGCAGCCAUGACACAAGUCCCUGCUCUGCAUACUUGUUGCACCAGUUCUACUAUAAUGCCCAUAAGGAAUGAUCUGGAAACGUCUGCAGGUUUAAUGCAGAGGAGUGCUUAUGAAAUGGUUUUCCAGUGAUAAGACUGCUCUUUCUCACUAAGCUACAGAAAUUCAUCCAGAAACACUGAAGAAACACACCAGUAUUUAAACACAGAAGUUUCAGGAAACUAAAGUCAGCUUUGAUUAUUUCUUCCCUUUUGUCCCAUCGUCUGUUUUUGGAUCAUGGCAACUUGGCCUCCAGUGUUUCAUUACCCAGCACUGCACAGGGUUUUGCAUCUGUGUGUAAGCAUCCUUUAACAAUAGGCCCAGUGUGUGUAAAUCAGCUCGGGCCUCAUGCUAAGAUUGAAUUAACUAUAUUCAGCGUCCCAGAGGUGAAAUGAUGUACCGACGCUGACUCUUAAAUGUCUUGAGUCCCUCUCAAGCGUCUGAAACGCAGGUCGACCCUCAGUUUGUGCAAGCUGGAGGUUUAUCGGUGUCCACGCAGACCCGUCCUCCUCCACGGGGACGCCAUUAAACAGCUCAGCAGACACAUCCUCAGCCAGCUGCCCAUGCUCUGUGCUAAAUGUGUCAUGAGCAUCUGCUUCAAGUUAAGAGCAUCACAAGACCAGAAGGCUUUUCAUUUCAGCCAGUUCAUGAACUUGGCAAGACACGGAAACACACACAUGCAAGUAUUUAAUUCAGCCUUUCUUAUGUAUCAUUACGAUGCUGUGAUGGUGACGCUCCUCUCUGCUGGAGCUGCAGUGGGCAGCAGUGCGUCUGGGCUCUGAAGCACUGAACAUUUAAUGAGUCGAGUUUAAACGAGCUGACACAGUACAGUGAUUUCAAAAAUCAAUCAGCAGCCCUACAAAUGUUGAAUCACAGGGUAUUUGGCUUUUUAUUGGUCAUUGAAAACACAGAUUGAGGCUGAGGUGAUGGUGUGCUGUUUGCAACAGUGUGCACAGUGAAUUCUUGUCCACUCAUCCUUCCCAUAUGUAAAAGCUGUGCUUUAUGGACUCUCUGGUGAAAUCUAGAUGCUUUGUUGCCAGCAGCUGGGUUUUUUAUCGUUUAUCUUGCUGCUUGUGGCCUGUUGACCGGCUCCUUGCUUCAGAUAACACAGGAGGUAACCAGUUCCACCGUUGCACUUUGACUGCCUUGUUUGCUGACAGUUGUGACUCUGAAUUGCUUGUCCUCGCUGCACCAGCAUUCACAAACUGUUGAGGAAAGGCUUUCCUGUCCUGAGGGAGAGAAGGGCGGGGGCGGAGGAGGCGGGGUGGGGUGAAAAUUGUUCAUUUUGGAGACGAACAACCUCAAAGAGGCGCUUCUUCUGCCCUCAGAGACCGUUACUUAGCAACCGGAAGCCACGUUGCCAAAACUAGGUCCUGUCUUGUUCUGUUUUUUCCCCCUCUCUCUUAUUUUCACUCACACAGUAACACCGACCCUCCCUCCUCCAUGUGUCUACACGCAGCGCUCCUCCAUCUCUCCCCCUCGUUCUCUCACUGUCUGGUCAAAGGAGGGACUCUUAACGGCGGUUUUACAGUCAGUGUUAAGAAAGAAAACCAUUCUUUAUCCAUUCAUCCGUCGUUUCACACCUGUCACAGAGUAACUCUCUCCUUUUUUUCUCUAUCUCCCUCUUUCUCUCUCUUUUUCCUUUUACUGUGAGUCAGGUUGAAGCCUGGACUACAAGCUCACUGGUGCUUCUUCCCCCAAAAUAUUUCUUUUUUCUUUUCUUUUCUUUUCUUUUCUUUUCUUCUCCUCUCUUCUCGUCUCUUCUCGUCACAUGCUUUUGGAGCCAGAACAGCCGUAACCACGGCAACCCCUUUAAUAAAAACUAAUACCAGACAGAUACGGGUUGUGAAUGGCUCUCCUCAGCUGGUUUGUGAAUGCUUACUCCUGCCAUGUCUUGCUGUUCCCUUAACUUCAAAGAAAGACAAAUAUCCAUCUCGAUUGCUGUAUUGUGACUAUAUCCAAUAUUUAUUGUUAUGUAUGUACUGUAUAUUGUGGACGCAUGGACCUCUGUACAUACUGUAAUUUGAGCUCUCAAACGCAUAUUUAUGGGUCUUGAUCUAGAGAAUGUACUUACUGUAAUUUAUAUUUUCUAUCCGUUAAAAACGAUAUGCCAUUUUUAGGAGGUCAGUCGUCGUCCUGGAAAUAAAACCCCUCUGAGUUCUCUGUGUGCUGUAAAGUGUGAUGAUGCUCUUCUGUUAAAUGACCCCUCCAUCCCUCUUUGUUUCUUCAUUGACUGUGUUACUCCUGACUCAGUGUUUUACUGUCUCAUCACCCUGCACCAGUGCUCUGCACUGACUGGACAUGUGUGAAUGAGGGUGUGUGUGAAAGCGGGAAAAAAGCGUGUGUGUGUGUGUUUCUGCAACCUGGUUUAAGGCUUCAGCACUUGUCUAAUGCUGCAGUUUCUAUGUAAUAAAAACAUGU